This is a messenger RNA of Aspergillus steynii IBT 23096, 1002 nucleotides long. RefSeq names its product aminotransferase class IV. Gene Ontology annotation, biological process: carboxylic acid metabolic process. Bases 1 to 1002 code for a protein of 333 amino acids. Lineage: Eukaryota; Fungi; Ascomycota; Eurotiomycetes; Eurotiales; Aspergillaceae. The record is from RefSeq and is a predicted model, not a curated record. The transcript has a single exon. Gene Ontology annotation, molecular function: catalytic activity.
AUGUCGACCAUGCAAAGCAUCUUCGCCGGUUACAACGCCCGGCAGGCCGUUCUCCAGGCCAGCACAAACCCAUAUGCGAAGGGAAUCGCCUGGAUUGAAGGCGAAUACGUACCUCUCGCCGAAGCGCGCAUCCCUCUCCUCGACCAAGGCUUCAUGCACAGCGACCUUACAUACGAUGUCCCCUCCGUCUGGGACGGUCGCUUCUUCCGCCUCAAUGACCAUCUGGAGCGACUAGAGGUUAGCUGUGGCAAGCUGCGAUUGAAGGUCCCGCUCCCCCGUGAGGAAGUAAAGCGCAUUCUCGUCGAGAUGGUCGCCAAGAGUGGCAUCCGCGACGCCUUCGUGGAAUUGAUCGUCACCCGUGGUCUUAAGGGCGUCAGAGGCACUGACCCCAAGGACAUCAAGAACAACUUGUACAUGUUCGUGCAGCCCUACGUUUGGGUUAUGGAGCCGGAAGUUCAGCCCGUUGGCGGAGGCGCUGUUAUCGCUCGCACUGUGCGCCGAGUCCCUCCCGGCGCUAUCGACCCGACUGUCAAGAACUUGCAGUGGGGAGAUCUUGUGCGCGGACUCCACGAGGCUGCUGAUCGUGGUGCGACGUAUCCGUUCCUGACGGACGGCGACGCGAACCUGACCGAAGGUUCUGGCUUCAACAUUGUCCUGGUCAAGGAUCGGGUUCUGUAUACCCCGGACCGCGGCGUGCUACAGGGUAUUACCCGGAAGAGCGUGAUCGAUGUGGCUAAGGCUUCUGGGUAUGAGGUCCGCGUUGAGACGGUCCCUGUCGAGCUGGCCUAUCAGGCAGAUGAGAUUUUCAUGUCGACUACCGCUGGAGGAAUUAUGCCGAUUACUUCGCUGGAUGGAAAGCCGGUGAACAAUGGACAAGUGGGACCGGUGUCGAAGGCUAUUUGGGAUGGAUACUGGAAGAUUCACUACGAUGACGCAUUCAGCUUCCAGAUCGAUUAUACUGGAGGCCAAAGAGGUGGAUUGAGCACAUCUGGCAAGUUGUAA